AUGGGGAAUCUGUCGCAGCACUUUCUCCAUUUGAAUUUAGCUUCAAAAAGUGCUGUAAGUUUGUCAAGCAGUCUGUUACAUCUGAGGUGUUGGAGCCUCAUAUCUAUUAUUAAUUUGCGUGUGGCCUCUUUCAGAUAUCUGUCUGCACAAUGCAUCCCCCCAAUGUCCUGCUGGCUACAGUUGCUCUUCUUUUUCUGAUCCCUGUGACAAGCUCACUGAAUGAGGAAAAACUGAGGAAACAACUCAGCGAAAUUGUCAACCUAGACUUGGUCAAGAAUGUCACUCAGAUUCGGAACUGGAGAAUUAUUGUGCAAAGAAAAGGUAAUUUAUGUUUAAUGAUUUGUGAAGUCACACUAUUGUUUAUUGCGCCUAUGUGUUGCUGUUAAGUAUUAAGGAGUGUGUGUUUGAGAUGUAAAAUAACUUUUUUUAAAAAAGAAAAAAGAUUAAGAACAACUCCAGCAUUCUGAACUCUAGCAUUCUGAAUUGUUAUGGAAAGAACAGACAAGAAAACCACUCAUUUCUGAUAUAGUUAGGAUUCUGGAAAGCAAAAGCAGGUAAUUUGUGGACCUUCAGAUGUUAUUGGACUCCAGCUCCUAUCAUUCAUGACCAUUGGCCAGGCUGGCUUUGGCUGAUGAGAUUUGGAGUCCAGCAACAUUUGGGGGGCACAAUUUCGUCAUGUUGUUCUAAAUAUCUCACUGACUGGCUAACAUGAGAGAUAAUUCUUCCCCCAUAAUAACUCUACUAGAUUUAUUUCUUCCUCCUUUCUAAACUGGUGAAUUCCAGUGAAUGCAGACUGAAUACGGGGAUGACUUUGAACACCCAGUCUCAGUUCUGUUGGAUUCGUCCUCACAAAAGUGUUUUCCACGCCCCCAUCAAAAGAAGGUUUUCCAAUAAUUAUUUUCAAGAUGCUGUGCUUAAAUUUCAGUUUGGGUUUUUUCCUUAAUUUUAUUCUUAGUUUCCAAAUGAUGUUGCUUGAAUCCACGUUUUCUGAGCCACUUGAAAAUACAAUCUCUGAAGAAACAUUUAAAUAACCUAUUGGAUUAUUGGUCUUCCGUUUUUCGAUAACAUUUCCCUGCUAACUCCUGAGUAUCUAACAAAUGUCCAAAUAUUAGAAUGUGUGGCAAUGCUUUAAAUGGAUAAAAUUGUGACCUUCAUUAAUGAGGAGUUAUAAGACACACUUUAAAUGGUACACUCAGAUUUCAGCAGCUUCACUGUAUAAAAUACUCCAUACUUUGUUUGUAUCCACUGAGAAUUAUAUAACGCGUUUUAUAACAUCAUCACAGAGAGGUUCAUGUCACUGAAGAUCAAGAAUUAUGAGGUUACAAACUAUUCUUUCUAAAGAAGAAUUCUUCCUCUAUUCUUGUUCUAAAAUAUUUAUAUAGGUCUCCGGUUUUGUGACUGGAUGAAAAAGCAUUCCAAAGCUAUUAUGAUUAAAAUAAGGCACCAUCGAAUAGCCUCUCAUGUAGUUAGGAGUAGAGGCAGAGGGAGAAUUGAUGGAUUAUGACAGCCUUCCUCAACCUGGUGCCCUCCAGAUAGUUUGGGCUACAACUCCCAUCAAUCCUACACCUGCUAGUAUGGUGAAUGAUCUGGGAUUAUAGGAGUUGGGCCAAAGAAACAGAACAGGGAUCCGGUUGGCGCAGCGCCCACCCUACUGCCCAGCAGCUUCCCUGGCAGAGGUAGUCUCAGACAUGGUGCUGGAAUACUGUUACAAAUAUAUGUUCACUGAGAGAAGCUAUGAACAUUGUUAUUAUUGCUUAAUUUAUGUACAUUGAGUGUCCCUGGUAGGUUUUUCCUUCUCUCUCUCUCUCUCUCUCUCUCUCUCACACACACACACACACACACACCUACCUCACAUACUACAGAUUUCUUCGCAAUGUUUAUGGGUGGCAUUCAAUUGACCCGAUCAGCGGAAGCUUCCACUUACACAACAGGUCUUUGUUGUGGUCCUUCCCCUCUUUCCCAUUGCAUCCCUUGAAAUUGGCUGUGGGGCAGAUCAGAAGAACCCCCCAGAUAGCAGCAUGCAGAGGGAGAAAACGGGGUGGUGGUGUCAUUUUAUGCUCACCCUGUUGGAAGGUUGUCUUUGUGUGACAUUUACAUUUCUCCCUGUGUCUUUAAAUGCAGAGUGAGGCAAUUCACGAGAUGUCGUUUCUGAAAAUCUCAAUCACAUGCAAUAGUGUAAAUCUGAAUGAAACUGAGGCUUGCUUAGCAAAUACGACUCAGUCCUAACAAGCUGGUACCACACUUUGUUAAAGAAUGUUCACAGUGCCCUUUGUCCCUGUCAUGGAGUUCCUGGAAAAUUAGGAGCGCCAUUGAAGUGAGUGGCCAAAGAGAUCUUCUGAAGGUGCAGCAUGGAUUUCAAGAGCUUGUAUUUAGGAGGCCAAGUUAGCUGAAGAAGGGAAGCUUGAGCCUCGUUAGAAUGGCCUAAGAGGCACAAGUCAGUAGACAGUGGAGGUGAUUUGCACAGUACAGUAGGAAGAGAUGCGAAGGAAGCACAAGAACAGCUUUGCCAUUCCCACUGGUGAGCCACUCCGACAGAUGAUAAGAAUGCAUGUUGGCAGGAGGCAUCGGGCCCACGCGAAGGAAUGCUUCUCUGGAAAUCCAGCACUAGGGAGUCAUUAAAGGCAUCCUUUAUACCAUCAGCCUUAAUGAUUUGCUCUUCUCACGGCAUUCAGUUCAUUGGUUUUUGCUGCUAUAACAGGCAGCGAGCAAUGGUAUUUGUCACAUUUUUAGAUACAUGAAUAAAUGCAGAUGAGUAAUAGCUGCUGUUUCGCUGGCCGUUUUGGCAACUCAAUCGCACACUAGCUGAGUUUUCACUUCACCUCACGUCAAGACCCUCUGCUGCCUAACUCAGUUUGCUAAUUCCCCUGCCUUACCUCUCUCUCACAGCCGCCCUUCACUCUUUCCCCAUAACCCUUUAUAACUAAGACCCUUUAUUGCAAGUACGCUUUCUUAUACCACUGAUUUUCUAUAUAAAACAACAACAUACAGCUACACUCUGCCUCCAUUGUGAGAGGCUGUAAUGCUUCAUAAUACUCGUUGCUAGAAACCACUGCAGGGAAGAGUGCCCUUGGGGGCAGGUGGCGUUUGCACAUUUCCCAAAAGGCACCUGCUUGGCUGCUGUGAGAACACGUUGCUGGACUGGACAAGAAAAACUUGAGUCCAAUCCCAAUGUCUUAUAUAACUUCCGUCUGUCACAGAUUAGCAAUUAUUAUGAGGGCGAUAGGGACGCGGGUGUAGCUGUGGGUUAAACCACAGAGCCUAGGACUUGCCGAUCAGAAGGUCAGCGGUUCGAAUCCCCGUGACGGGGUGGGCUCUCGUUGCUCAGUCCCUGCUCCUGCCAACCUAGCAGUUCGAAAGCAUGUCAAAGUGCAAGUAGAUAAAUAGGUACCGCUCUGGCGGGAAGGUAAACGGCGUUUCCGUGCGCUGCUCUGGUUCGCCAGAAGCGGCUUAGUCAUGCUGGCCACAUGACCCGGAAGCUGUCUGCGGACAAACGCCGGCUCCCUCGGCCUACAGAGUGAGAUGAGCGCUACAACCCCAGAGGCGGUCACGACUGGACCUAAUGGUCACUGGUCCCUUUACCUUUAUGAGGACGAGAAAAUAUUUCAACAUAUCAGAUGUUUGUUUGACUAGGAAUUCAAACUCACAAGGCUUGCACACAUUUCUACAAGGAUGCUGCAGAGAACUUGGCUGUGUGUUGAAACUCACCAUCCAAUCCAUCUUUUGUUCCCUAGCGAUCCCUUACAUGCGGGACUGUGACGAAAUGUUCCAGGCAGGCCACACAGAGAGUGGCCUCUAUAUAUUACGUCCCGAGAACGCCAUCAAGCUCGUAGCCUGGUGCCACAUGGAUGGAUGCAAUGGGUGGACAGUUAUCCAACACAACACCCACAACACUGAACUCACCUGGUCAGAGACCUGGACAACUUAUAAAUAUGGGUUUGGUAACUUGGUGGGAGAUCACUGGUUGGGCACCGAGUACAUUUCCUUAAUAAGCCAGCAGAAAUGGUACAAAGUCAGAAUAAAUUUAGUAGAUGCAGGUGGACACCACAGAUAUGCAGAAUACGAUAGCUUUGUCCUGAGAAAUGAGAACGAUGAAUAUAUGCUCAAGUUAGGGACCUACGAGGGUAAUGCAGGGGACUCUCUCACUUCUUCCAAGGCCAAAAACAUGCACGACAACAUGAGGUUCUCUUGUAAAGACAAGGACAAUGACAGAUCUACCAAACAAAACUGUGCAGACGUCCACGGUGGGGGCUGGUGGUACGACUCUUGCUUUGAUGCACAGCUCAACCGCAAAGGUGGGCUUCACUGGGGCACAUUAUGCGAUGAGAACUGCAAGAGCUCAGUUAUAAUGCUGAAGCCCAUCCACAUGUAUUGCAGCAGGGUGUAGAAAUGCACUCAGCCUCUCAUGUCGCAAACUGCUGUAAUGGGAUGCAGGGGGUGCAACAAAACUGCAAAUUCCUUUGCUUCCAGACCUUUCUAUAUAAAUAAAUUAAUAGUGGUUUCUUUUGCUACCUCUCACUGACAUGGGAAUGUAUUUCUGACAGAAUUGCAAGCCAAUAUUCCUGUAUAACUUUUUCACUGAUUGCAACACUGUGAAGUCUUCCAGUUCUUUAUUAAAAUAGUUUUUCAGCUGC
This is a messenger RNA of Podarcis lilfordi (Lilford's wall lizard), 4631 nucleotides long. The record is from the annotation of a GenBank genome assembly. Lineage: Eukaryota; Metazoa; Chordata; Lepidosauria; Squamata; Lacertidae.